AUGGAUGGUUUUGCUGGAAGUUCAACUAAUAAUAAUACAAGAAAUGAUGUUACUAUGAAUGACGUUGAUGUUAAUACAUUAGCAAGUGCAAUUGUAAUGGCAAUGAGAAUGAACGACGGAAAUCAAUUACAACCACAUGAACAUACUGUUAAAGAUAUUGCAAGUGCUGUCAUAAUGGCUCUUAAUAGCACAGCUAAAACAACAACGAACACACUAGGAACAGUUUCACAUAUACCAUUACGGGAAACAAGUAGCAUGGCAUUAACAGACGAUAGCAUUAUUUUUAAUAGUAUUAUUUCACCACCUUUGUCGCCCGUUCUUCAACAAUCUUCAGUACAACAUAAAAUGAAACACACAACUGAUAAUGUCUACAUUGUACCAUUACAAGCAUCACAGAAUCAGGUAAAAUUGUUUGCUUCACCAAAAGGACCAAACAACGACAGUGGAACACCAGUGGGUGCAUUAGUAACUAGCUCAAUACCAACCUUAGAAUGGUCAUUUACAAGCAAAUUAUCAAGCUACUCAUUACAAAAAGCAGGUACACAACUGUAUAAUUGUUUUGGUCGUUUAGAAUCGUCUUUGAGUCACCUACGUCUAUCAUUACUACCACCACUACCAUCUGGUUUACAAUUUGUUGUCCCGAACAACUAUAUGGUGAAUAUAGAUGGUCAACGAUUUUUAUUACAAGAUUUAUCUAAUCAAAAACGAUUUAAACGUUUAUUGAUUUUUGCAAGUGAUCGCCAGUUGGACUUCUUAUUUCAAAGUGAAUGGUUAUUCAUUGAUGGCACAUUUUAA
This is a messenger RNA of Rotaria socialis, 795 nucleotides long. The record is from the annotation of a GenBank genome assembly. Lineage: Eukaryota; Metazoa; Rotifera; Eurotatoria; Philodinida; Philodinidae.